CUCCUGCUUCCUAGCAGUUUCCUUCUCGCCUUUGCGACUAAUUGUACGCGUGAUUAAUUUGUGAGUGCUCGUUGAUCUGAUUGCUUGCUGAUACCUUUGCACCAUAUGCUCCGUCAGUUUCUUCUCUCCCUUUUUUCCUUUUCUUCUUUUUGGGCGGGGAAUAUGCUCCGUCAAUUCUUCGUCAAAAGUUGGAAGGGAUUGGAGAUAUAUGUUACCCAACGGGUCGGAAGAUUCGACGACGGCCUUUACUUCACCAGUAUCCAUUCUAGCCCGAGAAACGAGAGCAUUCUCUUCUUUUUUCUGACCAAGCACAUUCUCGUCUCUGCACCAUGGUUGAACUGUCGAAACUUAAUGAAAUUAGAGAGACACUGAAAAGUUGACGACCGAGGUGCCGCUUAGGUUUAAGCAGUACUGUAUUAGUUUUUGCGUUAACAUGGACUGCUGUGUAACACAUCUUGUCGUUUCGAACGGGAAGUAGAUCGAAAUACAAUACUUUUGAAUGCGUUUCUUUCUACACAGCUUCCUCUUGAUUGUGUGGCUAUGAUAAGGAUGGAUGGUGUGGUUUUGGCCUGGCAGCCGUUGGGGCUCUUUUGACGACCAACAUGAUCGCAUUUUUUUUUUAAGGAAACAUGAUCACAUUAGGUUCUAAAAUAUUUAAUUUGGUCAGUUGGGUCUGACUCUGUUCCACUCGUGUGACCAUUAAUGAACCACAAAUGUUAGUGCAAAUCAGUCAAGGUACUUUAUACUAGUAUAGUACUAUAUAUUAACCUAUCCCCCACGCAAAAAAGAAAAAAAAUUAUCAGGGAAGCAAACAACCCCUGUAAAAUGUACUCCCUCUUGGACAAGCAAGCUGGAUCCCUCGUGGAUCGCACAAAACAACAAAUCCUGGAUUCAUUUUUUUUUUGAGGGGACAAAUCCUGGAUUCAUCAUCCCUGGAUUUGUGUUAGCAGCCCCGUUCACUAAUCUCUCCAUGGCACGGCUAGAGGGAAUGGCCUGGCCCACACAGCUGCUAAAAUGUUGCAAACCAGGGCAAGCCCAUGACGGCCCACAGAAACGGCCUAACAGUAACAGCAGGCCAGCAGCCUAGGAGAAGGCCUUAAUAAUUUGCCAUGGCGACGAAACUUUACCAAUGCAGAGCAUUCGUAGUCAUCUCUUGUUGCAGGCUAUACAUCAUGAGCUUUUGUUGUCCAGCAAGUACAGUAUCUAUUAAUACUGGCCAUUAAGUUAGCAUGAGUCCAUGCGUGUAUACAUGGUUUCAGCCAAUUGCACUGGUGGGUAUCAAGUAUCAUGAGAUAACAUCUUUAUAGCAUUUUAUCGGAAUACCGAAUUGAAGUCAUAACGCGACAGGGAAGCAAAGGAAAAUCGCAAAGUACUACGAGAAGCAGGAGAGCCUUCUGAAGGAUUUCAGCGAGAUGGAGAGCAUGAAUGAGUUUGGUUGCUUGGAUCAAACCAGUGCUCCAACUGAGGAUGAGCUGCGGCAACUGGCCAAGAGCGAAAGGCGGGCCAUCAACCUGUCGAACGCGAUCAACCUGAUCCUGUUCGUGGGCAAAGUCGUGGCGUCGAUCGAGACCGUGUCGAUGGCGGUGAUCGCCUCGACGCUGGACUCGCUGCUGGACCUCCUGUCAGGGUUCAUCCUGUGGUUCACCGCGCACGCCAUGAAGAAGCCCAACAAGUACAGCUACCCCAUCGGCAAACGGCGCAUGCAGCCAGUGGGCAUCGUGGUGUUUGCGUCGGUGAUGGGUUGCCUGGGGUUCCAGGUGCUGAUCGAGUCCGGGCGCGAGCUGAUCACGCAGGAGCACCAGGAGUUCGACACCCGGAAGGAGCUGUGGAUGGUGGGCAGCAUGUCGUCCGUGGCCGUGGUCAAGUUCUUCCUGAUGCUCUACUGCCGGACAUUCAAGAACGAGAUCGUCCGCGCCUACGCCCAGGACCACUUCUUCGACGUCAUCACCAACUCCGUCGGCCUCGUCUGCGCCCUCCUCGCCGUCCGCUUCAAGUGGUGGAUGGACCCCGUCGGCGCCAUCCUGAUAGCGCUUUAUACGAUCACGACGUGGGCUCGGACGGUGCUGGAGAACGUGGGGGCGCUGAUCGGGAGGACGGCGCCGGCGGAGUACCUGACGAAGCUGACGUACCUGAUCUGGAACCACAGGGAGGAGAUCAGGCACAUCGACACCGUGAGGGCCUACACCUUCGGGACGCACUACUUCGUGGAGGUGGACGUGGUGCUCCCCGGGGACAUGCCGCUCAGCCAGGCGCACGACAUCGGGGAGACGCUGCAGGAGAAGCUCGAGCAGCUGCCCGAGGUGGAGCGGGCCUUCGUUCAUGUCGACUUCGAGUUCACCCACCGACCCGAGCACAAGGCCGAUGUCUAGUUGGCUCUCUUUUGCCCGGCUGGCCUGCCUGCCUGCUUUUUUUGCCAAUCGUUUUCUGUUCGUUUCGUUUUCGAGCUUGGCUUGGCUGGAAGUAAGUAUUGUAGCACGCAGGGCAGGUUAUGCAAGUUGUAUGAUGAUAACAAACAAUCUGAUAUGCAAGGUCAUGUCUGGUUUAUAUCUA
Messenger RNA from Brachypodium distachyon (stiff brome), 2550 nucleotides. Its product is annotated as metal tolerance protein 7. The record is from RefSeq and is a predicted model, not a curated record. NCBI's taxonomy places the organism in Eukaryota, Viridiplantae, Streptophyta, Magnoliopsida, Poales, Poaceae. Gene Ontology annotation, molecular function: monoatomic cation transmembrane transporter activity. Gene Ontology annotation, biological process: transmembrane transport; monoatomic cation transport. Gene Ontology annotation, cellular component: membrane. Bases 1413 to 2369 code for a protein of 318 amino acids. The transcript is spliced from 5 exons.